AUGGAGAAACAGCUUUCCUCGACACCACGGCCUAACUCCCGAACCGCAUCGAAUGCUCGAAUUCAAAUAGUGCGAACAUCGACACCAUGGACGAGAUCAAUACCAGUCGCCAUCCCCUCAAUCGCUGCCAUCAGAUAUGCAUCGACAGCUCCUGCCGCGCAACAAACAGCACAAGCCGCAGCCACGACCACGACCUCAGCAAUACCUCCGCCAGAAUCGACCGCAACAUUUGCGAACCUCGAUACAAUCAACCUUGACAAUAUUGGACAGCCAGGAUAUGCCGACCCAUCCGCAAUACCGGAAGGCAUUGGCUACCUCAAGCAGAUCGGUAUUGACUUUGGGUUUGGUCCCACGAGCGCGAUUGAAUGGGUGAUAGAACACCUCCACAUUUGGGGAGGUCUGCCAUGGUGGGGAUCAAUACUCGCGACUGGCGCCUUGAUGCGUAUCAUAAUGUUUCCACUAUACCUGAAGAUGAGUGAUAGCUUGGCUAGACAACAGGCUUUGGGUUCGGUCACGAAGCCAUUCUAUGAGCGCAUGAACGUCGCGAAAAAGAGCGGUAAUACUGCGGAGGUCAUGCAAGCAUGGCAGCAGGUUGCUGUCAUACAUAAAAGAGCUGGUGUAUCAGUGGGUUCUCAAUUCUUGCCCAUGGCAGUUCAAGGUGUUCUCGGAUUUUGCGGCUUCAGACUGAUGAGAGCGAUGGUGGCACUACCGGUACCAGGACUUCAUGACGGAGGAUUCCUGUGGAUCACGAACCUGACCAUGACCGACGGAUACCUCAUCCUACCCGCCGUAAUGGCUGGCGUUAUCCAUGUAAUUGGAAGAAUCGGAGGAGAGGCAGGAACGUCGGCUCAAAUGCCUCCUAACAUGAAGAAAUUAAUGAUAUACGGUAUGCCUGCGCUUAUCUUUAUCUUCACGGCAUUCCAGCCUGGCGCGAUAGCGUUGUGGUUCUGCGGCACUGGCGCAGUGGGAUUGAUCCAGUCACGUCUGCUUCAACAACCGGGCUUCAGAAAGUUUUGGAAUUUGGCACCGCUCUACAAACCAGCCCCAGGAGAAGGGGCCGAAGGCGGACUGUUUGGAGCCAUGUUGGGCAACAGCGUGAAAAACGCGCAAGAAAAAGCCGCGGCCAGAGCAUCUUCCGCAUCGCAUGCCGGCAAGAGUGCAUCCUUUAGUCAAGCCAGCUACCAAGCACCUGACAUUCAGAAAUCGCGAGGCGGAAAGACGAUUGACGCGACUUUGGUGGACAAGUCAGCGAGCGAUAUGGUCCAGCCGCAGAAGAAGGGAAUGUUCGAUGGGAUCACCAAUCUCCGAGACAAGGCUUCAAAGUCGUUUGCUGAUGUCAAGAAGAGGGCAGCACAAAUAACAGAACAAACCCCAGAACAGAAGGCUAAGGCAAUUAAAGACGACUUCAAAAAGCGAGCCGAGGCAUACGAGAGGAGAGCACAUGGGCGGAAAGGCCGAUGAGGAGACCAGCGUGAGGUGUAACUGAAGCUCUUGCUUCAAUAUGUGUAUGUUUGUGCACCAAGAGAUUCGGAUGAGCAUUGGCGCAUGGUGGAAACGUGUAUAGAAUACAUAUACAGCGAAUAAUGCAUCGACGCUUCUCUCCCUUC
Molecule: messenger RNA, 1607 nt
Organism: Pseudocercospora fijiensis CIRAD86
Lineage: Eukaryota; Fungi; Ascomycota; Dothideomycetes; Mycosphaerellales; Mycosphaerellaceae
Exons: 1
Coding region: 1-1461 (486 amino acids)
Biological process (GO): protein insertion into mitochondrial inner membrane from matrix; mitochondrial respiratory chain complex IV assembly
Cellular component (GO): mitochondrial inner membrane
Molecular function (GO): membrane insertase activity
Source: RefSeq, a predicted model, not a curated record